Molecule: messenger RNA, 938 nt
Organism: Cantharellus anzutake
Lineage: Eukaryota; Fungi; Basidiomycota; Agaricomycetes; Cantharellales; Hydnaceae
Exons: 4
Coding region: 272-562 (96 amino acids)
Source: RefSeq, a predicted model, not a curated record
UUCCCCCUCCCCAGUGCACGCUAUGGCUAGCAAAUGCUCAAAGUACGAUCCACGCAAUCCUGACGACUUCUGCUUUAAGACAAACUUUCCUCUCCGCGUUGGCAUUCUUGUGGGUGGGCAAUUUCUUGACUGCCGGGAGUUUACUGUCUGAUAUAUCUCUCGGAAGUCGAUCUCGUCAGUUGGUCUACUGUCAUUCGUUUCGGCAGCCUCGCUCCUCAUUUACUCACUGCGAUAUGCGUACAAGAAGUAUCGCAUGUGUAGAGGCAUUCGUAUGUCAAUCUUCGACGAUCGAGUUGGACUCCAGCCUGUAUCGGUGCUAUUUCUGUGGGCCAUUUUCUUAGACAUGAUUCAAGGGGCAUCGAAUAUUUUGUCCAUCAGGUGGGCUUUCUUGGGCGAGGUUGUCGAGGAUGAGUACUGUACGGCCCAGGCUGUGAUGAAGCAGAUCGGGAAUGAUGGUGUCGGUAUGCACUCGAUCCAUCUGAUCUCCAGCCGUCGAUAUCGUGACCUCUCAAAAGAUGUACUUGUCCUUCAGCCUGGUUCACCAUCGCGAUUGCACUGUUGACAUUCUUCCAAGCCAUUUAUCAAGACUGGUUUGGGAUGCAAUACGCAAAGAUAUUUGCAAGAGUGUCGAUUCCUGCUUCUACUCACCAUCCAUAUUAUGGCAAUACAGGGUGAGGAUCAACUUUGUGCCACAUCACAUCAUUUUAUCUCAUCCCGCCAUUCUAGGAUGUGGUGUUGGAUUGUUAAGGGCGGGGGCAACGGAAUACUGCGAAUCGGUACACACAGGGACUGCGUAAGCGCUGCGCUUAGUAGUGUUGAAAUUUAGGUUUUUUUUAGGAAGUGAAUAUGCCUGGAUGUGGCUUGCCAUCUUAGUCACGAUGCUCACGUAUGGCACGAUUGCAUACAAGUGGCAACGUCAGGCGUCUCUUAACUUCGAC